AUGCACGCACUCCACCGGCUAGUUCCCACUGCCAUGAUCUCCGCCGCCUCUACGCUGUCAUCACCGGCUCUGGUAGCUGUUAGAAACCCUAGAUUCUCAAUAUCUCGCAAUCCAAUACUUCCCAAUGCAAUUAACUUCACGAACCAGCUUUCUCUCUCCCCCCGCUUCCCCAAUGCUUCCGUUCGGUGCUUCGCCGCCGCCGCCGCCGCCGGAAAAGUCCACGUUCAGAACCCUAUCGUCGAAAUGGAUGGUGAUGAAAUGACGCGAGUUAUAUGGAGUAUGAUUAAAGAGAAGUUGAUAUUUCCGUAUCUGGAACUGGAUAUAAAGUAUUUUGAUCUGGGAAUACUAAAUCGCGAUGCAACUGAUGAUAAAGUAACUGUAGAAAGCGCGGAAGCAGCCCUUGAGUACAAUGUUGCCAUAAAAUGUGCUACAAUUACCCCAGAUGAGGCUCGGGUGAAGGAAUUUGGACUAAAAGCUAUGUGGAGAAGUCCCAACGGCACAAUAAGAAACAUUUUAAAUGGAACUGUCUUCCGCGAGCCUAUCUUAUGCCAAAAUAUUCCCAGAAUUGUUCCUGGCUGGAAAAAACCGAUUUGUAUUGGCAGACAUGCAUUUGGUGACCAAUAUCGUGCCACUGACAGAAUAAUACAAGGACCUGGAAAGCUUAAAAUGAUUUUUGCUCCAGAAAAUGGUGAUGAACCCUUGGAACUGGAUGUGUAUGAUUUUAAAGGUCCUGGUGUGGCCCUUGCUAUGUAUAAUGUUGAUCAGUCUAUUCGAGCGUUUGCGGAAUCAUCAAUGGCAAUGGCGUUUGGGAAGAAGUGGCCUCUCUAUUUGAGUACAAAAAAUACCAUUCUUAAGAAAUACGAUGGCAGGUUUAAGGACAUAUUUCAGGAGGUGUAUGAAGAAAAAUGGAAGGACAAAUUUGAAGAACACUCCAUAUGGUAUGAGCAUCGGUUGAUUGAUGACAUGGUUGCCUAUGCCGUGAAAAGUGAAGGUGGAUAUGUCUGGGCUUGUAAAAACUACGAUGGAGAUGUCCAGAGUGAUUUACUUGCUCAAGGAUUUGGUUCUCUUGGGCUCAUGACUUCUGUUUUGUUGUCUGGUGAUGGUAAAACAUUAGAAGCUGAGGCAGCUCAUGGUACUGUGACCCGUCAUUUUAGGCUGCAUCAAAAAGGACAAGAAACCAGCACCAAUAGUAUUGCUUCCAUCUUUGCUUGGACACGCGGAUUAGAACAUAGGGUGUCGAGAGAGUUCUAUUUGAACACUGCAGAAUUCAUUGAUGCUGUGGCGUUUAAUCUUCAGUCAAAGCUUCGUUCUCCAGCUUUUGUUUGA
Molecule: messenger RNA, 1326 nt
Organism: Striga asiatica
Lineage: Eukaryota; Viridiplantae; Streptophyta; Magnoliopsida; Lamiales; Orobanchaceae
Source: the annotation of a GenBank genome assembly